Messenger RNA from Morone saxatilis (striped sea-bass), 1573 nucleotides. It is a transcript of the gene cd2bp2, whose product is annotated as CD2 (cytoplasmic tail) binding protein 2. The record is from RefSeq and is a predicted model, not a curated record. The coding region runs from base 252 to 1406 and encodes 384 amino acids. Gene Ontology annotation, molecular function: protein binding. The transcript is spliced from 6 exons. Gene Ontology annotation, cellular component: U5 snRNP. Lineage: Eukaryota; Metazoa; Chordata; Actinopteri; Moronidae.
CAUUCUUAUAUUUUAUAGCAGCUAAAAACACGUUACCUAAAUGCUUUUACACCUUCCGCAUGCGCUGUGUGUCUGCUGUUUUAGCCACGAAGCUAACGAGGUUGCGUGGAAACCGCGCGUAUUCACCACGUUACAAGAAGAGUUAAUAAAAGCUGAUAAAUUCCUCACUAAUCCUGCAGCUCGCCGAUGUUUGCAGCUUCGUUUGGGGGAAUAAAAGAGCCACUGUCUUGUCUUUGUCUUUUUGUAGCACCAUGCCGAAGAGGAAAGUGACAUUUGAGGACGGGGACGGAGAGUUUGACCUGGAAGACGACCCCCCAAACAAAAAGACGUGCGAGGCUGUGAGUGGACCGGGCUCCAGGUUUAAGGGCAAACACUCCCUUGAUAGCGACGAAGAGGAUGAAGGAGAAGAGACAAGCACAAGCAAAUAUGAUAUUCUGGCCAGUGACGAUGUGGAGGGCCAGGAGGGAGCAACAAUCGACUGUGAUGAGGGAGUUCCUAUCACACCCUUCAACCUGGACGAGGAGAUGGAGGAAGGAUACUUUGACUCUGAGGGAAACUAUUUCAUCAAAAAGGAAGAACAGAUUAGAGACAACUGGCUUGACAACAUUGAUUGGGUGAGAAUAAAAGAACAACCUUUCAAGAAAAAGAAGAAAGGUCUCGGAGCCAAACGGACGCGUAGAGUUGGCGACGAGGAUGAAGCCGAGGAAGAGAAACGGAGAGAAGAGCAGCGGGCAGACCCAGAAAAUAAAGAAGAUGAUGAUGAAGAAGAGGAGGAGGCAGAGCCUGCAGAGGAUCCGCUGGCAUCCUACACACAGCACCAGCUCACAGAAGCUGUAGUCGAACUGUUGCUACCUGGGGAGACAGUUGCCGCGGGACUCCGUCGGCUAGGAGGCCUUGGAAGACGGAAGAAGGGGAAGCUGAGGGAAGAGAGCGAACCCACAGAGGAGAACAAAAGGGAUGCAGAAAAGCUCGACAGGCUUACGGCACUGGCUGACAGAUUGGUUGGGUCUGGGAUGUUUGAGAUCUAUCAGCAAACAUAUGAAAAACUGGCCUAUUUGAUGAAGAGCAUGAGCAGCAAGCGACCAGCUGUGAAACGUAGCGGUGAUGAUGAUGAUGAUGAAGAAGGCGAUGAACUUGACAUGUUUGCAGAUAAAUUUGAUGAGACACAAGGCACGUCAGGGGAUAAAGGAGAGGAAGAAGACAGAAAAGUGAGCGAUGAAGUGAUGUGGGAGUACAAAUGGGACAAUGAGGAUAACUCAGAGGUUUACGGCCCCUUCACCAGUCAGCAGAUGCAGGGUUGGGUGGAUGAAGGCUAUUUCAGCAGCGGCGUUUACUGCAGGAGGAAGGACCAGGAGGGAUCUCAGUUCUACAACUCCAAGAGACUUGACUUUGAACUCUAUACAUGAUUUUAUGUCCAGCAUCAAAUAAAUCACAGCUGUCAUGAUCACUGUCAUCUUUCACGUCUUGUCCUCCGACAUUAAAUCUUCCCAUCCGGGGCCUCGGUGUCAAAAUCAUCAUUUUAACAGGGGCUUUGUUUUCUGUACAUUGUUUUUAAAUAAAUAAUUCAUGUAUA